AUGCACAAACUUAUGAUGAACUGCAUUGAGGCGAACAUUCUCACUGGUUGUGGUAAAGAUGAGACCAUUUUCAUACCAGUUAAACCAUUUCAUGUCAUAAUCACUAGACUAAUCAAAACACCUCGACGAACAACAGCCGAGAGAACAAGCAGGUUUCCAGAAGAACUAUAUAGUACAAUAGAUCUCAGAUUCACUCUAACACAACUCAUUGAAGGAGCGAACGAAUACAAGCUUCUAUUGCGUCUUGCUUUUGUUGAUUACGGAAAGGUCUUCGAUAGCGUCGAGAUGAACGCAAAAUUGAAAUCUCUGGAAAUGCAAAGUAUCGAGGCGAAAUAUGUUAAACUGCUCAGAGAUGAGAACUCUGGAUGCACAACAGAUUCAACUCACCUAUCACCAGCAGCAAGGGCACCAAUGGAGAAGGGUGUAAAGCAAGGUGAUACCAUCUCUUCAAAGAUCUUUACCGCAUGUCUAGAAAUGGUCAUCACGAACAUCAGCUGGACUGGAGGCGUGGACAUCAAUGGCGAGCAACUAAAACACCUCCGAUUGGUAGAUGACACUGUGCUUAUCACUGAAACCACAGACCAGCUGCAGCCCACGCUGACAGAGUUAAGCAUCUACAGCUUAGUAGUGAGUCUUAAAAUGAACCAAACGGAAACAAAUAUUUGUGGUCAGAAGACGUAG
Messenger RNA from Octopus bimaculoides (California two-spot octopus), 681 nucleotides. RefSeq lists its product as uncharacterized. Lineage: Eukaryota; Metazoa; Mollusca; Cephalopoda; Octopoda; Octopodidae. The record is from RefSeq and is a predicted model, not a curated record.